Aspergillus welwitschiae is the source of this 357-nucleotide messenger RNA. RefSeq lists its product as uncharacterized. The transcript has a single exon. The record is from RefSeq and is a predicted model, not a curated record. NCBI's taxonomy places the organism in Eukaryota, Fungi, Ascomycota, Eurotiomycetes, Eurotiales, Aspergillaceae. The coding region runs from base 157 to 348 and encodes 63 amino acids.
UGUAAUCUAUAAUAGACAGUAUAUAUAUACGACUAGUUUUGAUAAACUUGGCGAGAAUAACUUAUAGGCUAAUCCAAGGAUAAAGCUAUAUGCUGAGAAGAGCCUUCAAGGGCUUGUCACCAUUAACAUAUAACAAGUAUUAGAAGAGCAGCUUGUAUGUGGCAUUACGGGAUAGGCCGCGCGAUCGUUUAUUACGUUAAUAUUGGUAGCCCAAUGGAACAACGGCUGACCAAGAUCGGCCGGAGGGCGGCAAAAAAGACAUUGCCCGCCUGGGCAAAUGCUGAACAGAUGCCCUACAGAGUAUCAGGGUAUGCAACCGCUCUUAAGAAAGACGGUAUGGCAACUUGACCACGUCUC